Molecule: messenger RNA, 1056 nt
Organism: Rotaria socialis
Lineage: Eukaryota; Metazoa; Rotifera; Eurotatoria; Philodinida; Philodinidae
Source: the annotation of a GenBank genome assembly
AUGAUUGUUCAACGUGACAAUGAUAAUCAAUUGGUUUUAUUGCCGUUAACUCAUCUGGUUAAUGGUUCAGUAACACGUAUUAAAGCGAAUAAGUCGAUUAAAUGUCGGAAUCCAAUAACACUUCGACCCAUUAUGAAUACGAUUCAUGCUGCCACUACUGGUAUAUCUCGAUUUUUGGAUCAAUCCAUUCGACCUUUGUUUGAUAUGCAUGCUCAACCGAGACCGAUUAUUGAUGGUGGCCAUCUUCUUCGUCAAUUAGAACAAUAUCUGAUAUUACAAACUUGUAUACAAUGUUACCCACAAGAUGAAUCACUUGAAAUUCUUGAAGAAUUUCUUCGUGAACAUCAUUAUGAAAAAGUUCAAGGCAUUUCAAUUAAAUUUAUUCUUCAAUUAGCUGAUCUUGUUCUCAAAGAGACUGCAUUUGUCGAUGGAAAUAAAUUCUAUCGACAAAUUAUUGGUGGUGCGAUGGGAUCCCCGUUUACUUUAACGUUAGCCAACAUUUUCAUGUGGAAAUGGGAGAAAAAUGCCAUUUGUGGUGCACUAGGAUCCCAUGAAAUCUAUGGUCGGUACAUUGAUGACACUUUCUUUACUUUCAAUGAACCUAAGGAAAAAAUGGAGGCACUCAUCAAGAGAGCAAAUGAGUUUCACCCAAACAUCAAAUUAGAAGCUACCAUUGGCAGUUGUGUUUCAUUUCUUGAUCUUCUGAUCAACAAUAACAAUGGUAUUUUAAGAACCUCCGUCCAUCACAAACCAGUAGCCGAACCGUGUGUUGUACCUUUUAUUUCUGAUCAUCCACGCCAUGUAUUUUCUAAUAUUAUUCAAGCUGCUCUUCUUCGAGCUGUACGUUAUUCAUCUACAUUGGACAUUUUUGAAAAAGAACGUCGUGCUGUUCGAUUAAUGUUACUCUAUAAUGGGUGCGUUUCUCCACCGGACACAUUCAAUCUUUCAUUAAUCGUCUUAUUCCCUUAUUAUUUACAUUCUUUAGAUAUCCAUCCAGAUAUAGUGAUACACAUUUUCGAAAAUUAUUCGGUCGCUCCAUUUCAAAAACAACAAUAA